AUGUCGUAUGGAUACCGCUACGAGGCGUUGUGCCGAAGAGCGGCCAAGGCUAAGGCAGCACCCACAUCGUCGAGCGGCGGCAAGGCUGCAAAAAAGAAAAAAUGGUCCAAGGGAAAGGUCAAGGACAAAGCGCAGCACGCCGUCAUCCUUGACAAGCCCACUUUCGAUCGUAUCAUGAAGGAAGUCCCGACUUUCCGAUUCAUCAGCCAGAGUAUCCUCAUUGAGCGACUGAAGAUCAAUGGGAGCUUGGCCCGGGUAGCUAUCAGGCACCUGGAGAAGGAGGGGCAAAUCAAGCGGAUUGUCCACCACAGCGACCAGCUGAUCUACACACGGUCAACGGGUGGCACGGACUGA
This is a messenger RNA of Fibroporia radiculosa, 354 nucleotides long. RefSeq lists its product as uncharacterized. Gene Ontology annotation, molecular function: structural constituent of ribosome. The transcript is spliced from 3 exons. The coding region runs from base 1 to 354 and encodes 117 amino acids. The record is from RefSeq and is a predicted model, not a curated record. Gene Ontology annotation, cellular component: cytosolic small ribosomal subunit. Lineage: Eukaryota; Fungi; Basidiomycota; Agaricomycetes; Polyporales; Fibroporiaceae.